AUGCUUGCUCCAGUGCAUCGCAACAUUCCCACACCCGUACCCUCUGCUCCUUUUGGCAACCUUCCAUCCCAGCAAGCUCAGAUUUAUGCCGAUUUGAGCCCAAGAAGCGCGUCUUCUUCUUUAACGUCACCCUCUUCUAAUCCUCCUCUGUUCCUGCCAUACCUCCUGGCAGGUAAGUCCUCCGUCUUUCUCACUGUCAUUUGGACAUCCUUUCUACUAAGGUUUCUCUAUCCAACCAUCCAACCACCUAACAUCCCUCUUAUCUUAGUGUUUCUCUCCCCACUACCACUAGCUUUCUUCUUUAACCUUUCUCCCACUCUCUUGUACUUACUAUCAGCUAUUCUCACUGCAAAUUGUAUCAUUCUUUCUUUAAAGCUGUUUCUUUCUCCACCUAUUCCCAUCUUUUGCUCCUUUUUCGUUACUUGUGCUGUUUUUCUUUCUUUUUCUUCACCUUCCCCUCUCUGUCCUUUUCUCCGCCUUUCUUUCCCUCUAUCAGUUGUAAACAAUUUAUAUUGUUCUAAUCUCUCUUCAUUUAAGUAUAUCCCUUUCUUUCUUUCUUUCUUUCUUUCUUUCUUUCUUUCUUUCUUUCUUUCUUUCAUUUUGCUACGUCCGCUCUCUACGUACAACUAUCACCACUUUUCUUCCGUUCUUCCUAGCCUCUUUCUGAAAUAUCUAUCACUUUCUAACUUUAUUACCUCUAUCUUAACUGCUUUCUAUCUUUCUAUCGUCUUUGUCACUUUCUAUUUCGUUUCUCUCUUUCUAUUCCCUUUCUCUUUUUCUAUUUUCUUCCUAUCUUUCUAUUCCCCUUUUCGUUUUUUCUUUUCUUUAUUUAUUUUUCUUUCUUUCUAUUUAUUUCACUCUUUCUCUCCUUUUCUUUCUUUCCAUUCCCUUUCUCUCUUUUUCUCUUUCUAUUCUCUUUCUCGCUUUCUAAUCUCUUCCUUUCUAUUAUUUCUCUCUUUCUAUUCUCCUCCCGCCCUUCCAUUUUCUUUCUAUCUUUCUCUUCUCUUUAUGGCUUUCGAAUCCCCAUUUCUUUUUUAUUUCCUUUUUUUUUUUUUUUCACUACGUCUCCUGUUAUCUUUCUUCUUCUUCUUCUUCUUCUUCUUCUUCUUCUUCUUCUUCUUCUUCUUCUUUCUUCUUCUUUCUCUAUCAUUUUCUAUCUCUCUCUCUUCACAUGUCAUCAGUACUUCUCUCGACCUGCCUUCUUCAAAGAACUCAAAUCUUUUUACCCUCUCUAUUUCCUUUCUCUUCCCUUCUUCCUCCCCUCUUCCUCCUCCUCUCUUCCUCUCUAAUUUAUCUCACUCUUUCAUUAUCUACGCUUUUCUAACAGCUUUGAUUUUGCCGCCGCCUUCAACUUCCAAAAUUUCCCCUUUUUUCUUUCUCUUCCAACGGCUACACUCUUCUCUCACUCUCUAUUUCUUCUUCUUCUCUCUCUCUCUCUCUCACACACACACGCUCACGCACUCUCUGCCUAUGUAUCAAGCAAUCCCCGCUUGA
This is a messenger RNA of Acanthosepion pharaonis, 1494 nucleotides long. The record is from the annotation of a GenBank genome assembly. NCBI's taxonomy places the organism in Eukaryota, Metazoa, Mollusca, Cephalopoda, Sepiida, Sepiidae.